AUGAAGUGGUCAACGACUCUGUUCGGCGUCGUCCUCUGCCUCUGCGCCCUCGCAGCGACACGUGUGCAGGGUCAGACAAAUGCAACGGACGCCAGCCCUGGUGAAUUUCCCUACGUGGUAAGUGUCGCUCAUUUCGAGGAAUCCGUUGAAAUGGUGAUUGAAACGCAGGUGAAUCUUAAUGUGACCGAUAAGACGUACUCGACCUCGGUUCCAGGACUUGUUGUCAGUAGCAGAAAUUUGUCGAACAUGCAAAUCAUCGAUCAGCAGGGCAAAGUUCGAGCACCGAUUAAGAUCAUGGGAAUAUAUUAUAACACUUUCGUGUACAUCAAGUUCUGCGAUAAUUUCAGAGGCACAAAGUUUCCGCUGACGGCGUCGUCUUUCAACGACCUCUCAGCAAACGUUAGCGCAACGUUGAUUUUCUUCAAUGGCACCUCGCACGUACUGAAGAAGGUUGCAGCAACUGCAUUCGAUUCCGAGACUUGCGAAAACUUAGAAUCAAACGGCGGUUAUAAACUUUGCAUGAAGAAGGAUGACACCCCAGGACUUUGCAAGAUAUUUUUCGACAGUGCCUCCAACCCCACAUACAAGUGGAUUCCGAUGUUGGCGAUCGACGGCCAAGUACAAGGCGCUUUCUUAUCAUUCAGCUGCGCGGACAACGGUGACAUGUCUGAUAAAUGGCUUUUUCGAAACAUCGAUUCCUACCGCCAAGAAUUAAUACAAACCAUCCCCAUUGUCGACAUCAAAUAA
Messenger RNA from Cloeon dipterum, 747 nucleotides. RefSeq lists its product as uncharacterized. The record is from RefSeq and is a predicted model, not a curated record. NCBI's taxonomy places the organism in Eukaryota, Metazoa, Arthropoda, Insecta, Ephemeroptera, Baetidae. The transcript is spliced from 5 exons. Bases 1 to 747 code for a protein of 248 amino acids.